UUUGGCUACUUUCCAACCUCUCUGAAUCUCUUCUUCGUCUUCGCGAUUUCGAAUGGAGUUCGUGAACAUCGAGAGCAGCGAUGGAAUCAAGCUCAGCGCGAGGCUCUUCAAGGCCUCCAGCAACGGGAACGAGGGCAAGAGCAACCUCGCAGUGGUGCUCGUCCACCCCUACACCGUGCUCGGUGGUUCCCAAGGCCUUCUCCGGGGGAUCGCUGAAGGGCUCGCUCAGAGAGGGUUCACUGCCUUGACUUUUGAUAUGAGAGGAGCUGGUAGGUCUUCCGGCUGGGCUUCCUUAACGGGCUCUUCGGAGAUCCAGGAUGUGAUUGGGGUUUGCAAAUGGGUGGUGGAGAAUUUGAAGCCUGAUGGGAUUGUUCUUGUGGGAUCAUCUGCAGGGGCACCAAUAGCUGGCUCAGCGGUCGAUAAAAUCGAUCAAGUUGUGGGUUAUGUGAGUCUAGGAUACCCAUUUGGCUGGACUGCUUCAAUCCUCUUCGGGCGGCAUCACGAGGCCAUUCUCCGCUCUCAGAAACCAAAACUCUUCGUCAUGGGCACGAAAGAUGGCUUCACAAGUGUGAAACAAUUGCAGAACAAGCUCAAGUCAGCUGCAGGACGAGUUGAAACCCAACUGCUCGACGGCGUGAGCCAUUUUCAGAUGGAAGGACCAGCUUAUGAUGAACAGAUGGCAGAUCUUAUUACCAAAUUCAUUCAAUCCUUGUAGAACAAUCAACAGUGGAUUUCUUAUAGCUGUGAAUUUAGAUUUAGUAGUCAUCUUGUUUUGUGUGGUUCUUGUGAGGAAUUCAAAUGCACUGGCAUGUAUGAAAAACAAGGCUGUGACUUUCUUCUUAUUGUGUAUCAGUCAUAAUCACAAUGUCCAUUUCCUUGUAUUAAUUCGUCACAUUUGUGCUA
Messenger RNA from Dioscorea cayenensis subsp. rotundata (Guinea yam), 903 nucleotides. RefSeq lists its product as uncharacterized. The transcript has 2 exons. Bases 53 to 715 code for a protein of 220 amino acids. The record is from RefSeq and is a predicted model, not a curated record. Lineage: Eukaryota; Viridiplantae; Streptophyta; Magnoliopsida; Dioscoreales; Dioscoreaceae.